GGGACCGAGCCGCAGAGGCCUAGCGCCCAGGCUUCGGCGGCGACGGCGGCGGCCCGGGGAUGGAGCCCCUGCGGGUCCUGGAGCUGUAUAGCGGCAUUGGCGGCAUGCACCAUGCGCUGAGAGAAAGUUGUGUCCAUGCACAAGUGGUAGCCGCCAUCGAUGUAAACACUGUCGCUAAUGAAGUCUACAAGCAUAGUUUUCCUCACACACAGUUGCUGGAGAAGACAAUUGAAGGUAUUACAUUGGAGGACUUUGACAAAUUAUCUUUCAAUAUGAUUUUAAUGAGCCCACCGUGUCAGCCAUUUACAAGAAUUGGCCUGCAGGGUGAUAUGAGUGAUCCGAGGACAAAUAGCUUCUUACAUGUCCUGGAUAUCCUUCCAAGAUUACAGAAAUUACCAAAAUAUAUUCUUCUGGAAAAUGUUAAAGGGUUUGAAGUAUCUUCUACAAGAGACCUAUUGAUACAAACAAUAAAAAAUUGUGGCUUUCAGUACCAAGAAUUUCUAUUAUCUCCAACCUCUCUUGGCAUUCCAAAUUCAAGGCUAAGGUAUUUCCUCAUUGCAAAGCUUCAGUCAGAGCCACUACCUUUUCAAGCCCCUGGUCAGGUACUGAUGGAGUUUCCCAAAAUGGAAUGUGGGCAUCCACAAACAUAUGCAGUAGAUGCAGAAAAGAAAAUUAAAGAAGAGAAAAUUGAAGCCAGUGCUUGCUUAGAAAGCAGCACACACUGUUCUGGAAAGGAUGGCAUUCUUUAUAAACUUGAAACAGCUGAAGAAAUUGAGAGAAAAUACCAACAGAACAGCGAUCUCUCUGUGAAAAUGCUAAUGGAUUUUCUCGAAGAUGACAUUGAUAUGAGUCAGUACUGUUUACCACCCAAGUCAUUGCUACGAUACUCCCUUUUAUUUGAUAUUGUCAGCCCUACUUGCAGAAGGUCCACGUGCUUCACCAAGGGUUAUGGAACCUACAUUGAAGGGACAGGAUCUGUGUUACAGACUUCAAAGGAUGUGCAGAUUGAGAAUAUCUACAAUUCCCUUUCCAAUUUGCCAGAAGAAGAAAAGCUAACAAAAUUGGCAAUGCUUAAACUGCGAUAUUUCACGCCUAAAGAAAUAGCAAAUCUCCUUGGAUUUCCUCCAGAUUUCGAAUUUCCUGAGAAGAUAACAAUGAAGCAGCGUUACCGUCUACUUGGAAAUAGUCUCAACGUGCAUGUUGUAGCUAAACUAAUCAAGAUCCUAUGUGAAUAAUUCUGAAAUAAC
Messenger RNA from Dipodomys spectabilis (banner-tailed kangaroo rat), 1247 nucleotides. RefSeq names its product tRNA aspartic acid methyltransferase 1 (gene Trdmt1). Gene Ontology annotation, molecular function: methyltransferase activity. The record is from RefSeq and is a predicted model, not a curated record. Lineage: Eukaryota; Metazoa; Chordata; Mammalia; Rodentia; Heteromyidae. The coding region runs from base 60 to 1235 and encodes 391 amino acids. The transcript has 11 exons.